CAGGCUCCGCUCAGCCUCAUUUCCGGCUGCGACUCGUCUCGCCUACGUCCGGGAGCGGUUGAGCCUCCUUCUUCUCCUCCGUGAAGCUUUCGGGCCGAGAGGAUCCAUCCUGGCGGGAGCGGCUCGUGGGGCUCCGAUCGCGGCCAUGAGCGAGGCAGAAGUGAACCCCAAAGCUUACCCUCUGGCUGAUGCACAGCUCACCAAGACACUGCUGGAUCUUGUACAGCAGUCUUGCAACUACAAACAGCUACGCAAAGGUGCCAAUGAAGCUACUAAGACACUGAACAGAGGAAUAGCAGAAUUCAUCGUGAUGGCUGCAGACGCUGAGCCCUUGGAGAUCAUCCUACAUCUGCCACUUCUUUGUGAGGACAAGAAUGUGCCCUAUGUUUUUGUGCGCUCCAAGCAGGCCUUGGGGCGGGCAUGUGGUGUCUCCCGGCCUGUCAUUGCCUGCUCAAUUACUAUCAAGGAAGGGUCUCAACUGAAACCUCAGAUUCAGUCUGUCCAGCAAGCCAUUGAGAGACUGCUGGUCUAGAAACCAGUAGGUCCAGUCUGUACUUGGCAAAAUAAAAUUGGAGUGAGGGAAUUUAAUGUUUUAUUUUUAGUUGACAAGGCAGUGGUUUGGUUUCAGAUGUUUUCAUUUCAAAAUGCCAGGUAUUUGUUUUACAGUGGCUUGAUUCUAUUUUUGUUUCAAUUCUUCACUAUAGCCAGCCUGGAUUUUCUCUCCCCUUCCUUCUCCCUUCCUUCCAAAUACAAGUCACGCUUGUUAAAGUACUUCUCAGAACUCUAUUGUAUAACAAUUGUUCUUGUCCAAUGUGAAAAAUAAGUUAUCGCCCCCUGUAGCCUCACUAACUGAUCCCCCAUUACAAUGCUGUUUUUUGCAAGAUGUUCUGCUAGAAUCUCAGCUUCUACUAGACUGUGCCAAACCAUGCUAAAUGGUUUUGUUUGAUGAGGAAAACAAAAGCAAAUCCUUGCUGUAAUUCAUUUUCAGGUUACUGGAAUUGCUGCUUACAUUUAAUUUCAAAUAAUAGGAGAGCAAGCAUGGCUACUGUGUAGCAGAAAACAUUGGUGUUUGCUAUUGAAAUGGGACAAGACAGCUAUCAGUGGUGAGGGGGGGAGAAAUCCCACUGCAAUGCAAAGGGUGACAGCUCUAACCGUGCUUUUUUUUUUAAUUUUUUUUUUUUAAAUAAAUUUCACAACUGGAGCAUA
Gavialis gangeticus (Gharial) is the source of this 1206-nucleotide messenger RNA. RefSeq names its product SNU13 homolog, small nuclear ribonucleoprotein (U4/U6.U5) (gene SNU13). The transcript has 3 exons. NCBI's taxonomy places the organism in Eukaryota, Metazoa, Chordata, Crocodylia, Gavialidae. Gene Ontology annotation, biological process: mRNA splicing, via spliceosome; ribosome biogenesis; maturation of SSU-rRNA. Bases 146 to 532 code for a protein of 128 amino acids. Gene Ontology annotation, cellular component: box C/D methylation guide snoRNP complex; U4/U6 x U5 tri-snRNP complex; precatalytic spliceosome. The record is from RefSeq and is a predicted model, not a curated record. Gene Ontology annotation, molecular function: RNA binding.